Molecule: messenger RNA, 896 nt
Organism: Dentiscutata erythropus
Lineage: Eukaryota; Fungi; Glomeromycota; Glomeromycetes; Diversisporales; Gigasporaceae
Source: the annotation of a GenBank genome assembly
AUAUAAAUGAAGUAUCUUCAAUAUUAUUGGACCAGUAUAAAAUAAUCGGUGGAAGGAAGUUCUUAAAUGCUCCUGAAGCAAAUUAUUGUAUGCCAUCAGAUGAAACGGAACUUAGGAGAAUAGAGAUUGCUCAUAUGUUAAGACGAUAUUCAUGGAAAGGUAAUUUUUGUGCACCAGUUGAAUAUAUGCUGAAAAAUUGUAAAGCUAACGUUCUCGACGCUGGGUGUGGGGCAGGUUGUUGGGUAUUUGAUUUAGGAAACGAAUUCCCAAAUUCAACAUUUAUUGGUAUAGAUAUUCAAUCAAGCGGAUUUCCACCAGUAAAUGAACGUCCUCCAAAUACAGGAUUUUUAGAAUAUAAUUUAAUAAGUGGAAUUCCAUUUCCUGACGAAACGUUUGAUUAUGUUCAUGUGUCAUCAAUGUGGUCAGCGUUUACUAAACAACAGUACAUAAAUGUAAUCCAUGAAUUAGUACGUGUAACGAAAUACAACGGAUGGAUUGAGAUUUUCGAACCCAAUAUGGAUUUUAAAAAUUUGGGAAAUUCUAUGAAAGGUGUUCAAGAUGCUUUUCAUACAAAGUUAAAAGAAAAUGGGAUCGAACCAAUGAUAUUUUUAGAGAUAUCUAAAUGUAUAAGAUCAUUUAAUGAAUUAACUAAUAUCGAACACAGGAAAUUGAACGAUUCAAUAGGAGGAUGGGCAGGAAGAUAUGGAGAAUAUGUGUUGGAGGCUAUUCAACAACUUUAUGAAUCUGCUACUUAUAUGGCAGACUAUAUGGGAAUUUCCCAAAGCGAUUAUCAAAAAUUAAUUGAAGAUUUCGAUAAUCAAUGUAAUAAAAAUCGUACCUAUAUAGAAACACAUAGCUUUUUUGCUAAAAAAGUAAAAAUUUUAGAAACACAAUAA